AUGGAUAUCAAAACGUUGCUCGCCAAUCUUCAUGAAGAAGUAUCCUGCUCUGUGUGUAUGGUCACAUUUACUGAACCAAAGCAGCUUCCAUGUUUGCACAGCUUUUGCCUCCACUGUUUAGCAGGAAUCCAAAGAAACAGCGGCCGCCAUGAUGUUAUAACAUGUCCUGAGUGUCGAAGGGAGAGUCAAGUCCCUGGAGGAAAUCUUAAAGAUCUGCCCACAAACUUUCGCAUCAACAGCUUACUAGAUGUGUUGGCCAUAAGGGACUGCAGUUCUACUGGAGUCAAAUGCGGAAACUGCGACAAACGAAGAGUAGAAAGUUUCUACUGUUUUCAGUGCUGCGCGUUCUGGUGUGACGAGUGUAUCACUGGCCACAACAUUAUACGAGCAAAUAAAGAACACCGAGUUCUUGCACUGAACGAUUUUGAAGAUCAAGACAUCGAGGAUGUCUUAAAACGACCAGCAUUUUGCCCACGACCGGGCCACGAAAAGAAAGAAUUGGAAUUCUUCUGUAAGAAAUGUGAACAAGCCAUUUGCAGUUCUUGUGUUGCAACCACUCACGAUGGACAUGUUAAGAUAUUACUGGAAGAAGCGGCAAAUGAAAAGAAAUUGCAAAUCCUGUCUGAGACUGAAUCCAGAAAAGCAAAAGUGCAAAGAAUGAGAAACAAAAUAUCUAAACUUGACGAAACCUGUGAUAAAAUCCAAGCCCAAGUCGCAAAAGUAAAAAGAAGCGCGCAACAGUUUGCCGAAAGCAUGAUUGCUGUCAUCGAAGCCAAGAAACAGGAAAUCUUUUCUGAAGCGGAUCAUGAGGCACAACUGUACCUGGAACGUUUGCGAAUACAAAGGAUCGAGAUUGAAAACAAAGUAAAAAUGUUCGAAACAGCUGUAGGAAAAUCUGAAACACUAUUACAACGGAGCACAAACGCAGAGCUUGCACAGUUCGAUGACUCACAAAACACAACACUCUUGAAAGGAGUUGAUGAUGAGAGAGAAGAAGUCGACUGUAACCUUGAAUAUUUAAGUGAACUUAUUUUCGAGGAAAACGAAGCUUUGAAAACAAAAGCAAUCCACGAGGGAAUCGGCUCCAUUAGAGCGUUUCUCAGCAAGACCAGAGCGGAUCAAGCAACUGCUGAAGGAGAAGGACUCACUGAGGCGAUCGUUGGAAUUCAAGCGAAAUUUGUCUUGACGACAAGAAAUGCUGAAGGACGACAAUGCCACGACGAGCGUAACCGAGUAACAGUGGAAAUUAAAAAUCAGCAAGGCCAUGACUGUGCGACGGAAGUGCGAGUCCAAGAUAUUAAAGAUGGUAGCUAUAAAGUGGGUUAUUUUUCCAAAGAAACUGACGGCCAUUAUUUAAGUAAAUUCGGGGAUGAGGGUUCUUUUCCUUGUCCCUUUCACUGCAUACAAUAUGACAAAUAUAUGAUAGUGUCAGACGCAAAUGAACAUUAUAUCAAAGUGUUUGAUAGAAAUGGUAAUUUUUUAUACCAAUUUGGAAAUAAGGGGGAAGGGGAUGGAGAGUUCAAUUUCCCUUAUUGUUUAUCAGUUAACAAGGCAGGACACCUGAUGGUUUGUGAUGCACAUAAUCACAGAGUACAAGUAUUUGAGCUAAGUGGAAAAUUUGUAACAAAAUUUGGAUCAAAAGGAGAGAAAAAAGGAGAAUUUAAUGUCCCUACCUCUACUGCAGUGCUCAGUGAUGGUCGAAUAGUUGUAUCUGACUGUUUGAACAAUCGCAUUCAGAUAUUUGAAUAG
This is a messenger RNA of Pocillopora meandrina, 1749 nucleotides long. NCBI's taxonomy places the organism in Eukaryota, Metazoa, Cnidaria, Anthozoa, Scleractinia, Pocilloporidae. The record is from the annotation of a GenBank genome assembly.